Molecule: messenger RNA, 456 nt
Organism: Caenorhabditis remanei
Lineage: Eukaryota; Metazoa; Nematoda; Chromadorea; Rhabditida; Rhabditidae
Exons: 3
Coding region: 1-456 (151 amino acids)
Biological process (GO): regulation of actin filament polymerization; Arp2/3 complex-mediated actin nucleation; cell migration
Cellular component (GO): actin cytoskeleton; Arp2/3 protein complex; cytoplasm
Molecular function (GO): actin filament binding
Source: RefSeq, a predicted model, not a curated record
AUGCACAACACCGAAUACCGAAAGUACAAUGUGGAUGACUUUGACCCUGCUCAAUUUUAUGAUCAUCAUGACAAUGUCGACGGCUGCGGUCCAGACGAAGAAAAAGUUCGUCAACUUCUAGAAGCGAAUCAACUCCAAGACGCCCUUAAAGCAUCCCUACUAUCCCCUCCAUUAGGACAUCAGGAACAGAACCUCAAAGACAACUCGACUCUUCUUGUCGCCCAUGUCCUCCACUACUCCUUCAAAUCCUCGGAUCUUGUUUCAAUCCAAGAAAUAAUCGAUAAUCAACUAUCGAUUGAUGAAGUGGACAUCCUCAUGAAAUAUAUCUACAAGGCGAUGCAACUGUCUUCUGAAUCAUCCACAUGUCAAUCUUUGCUGACGUGGCAUUCUAUAUUGGUGGCAAAGUUUGGACACGGAGCAAUUGUUAGAGUUUUGGCUGGAAGACAGCGUCUUUGA